Andrographis paniculata is the source of this 2215-nucleotide messenger RNA. Its product is annotated as glutamyl-tRNA(Gln) amidotransferase subunit B, chloroplastic/mitochondrial. The transcript is spliced from 10 exons. Gene Ontology annotation, molecular function: glutaminyl-tRNA synthase (glutamine-hydrolyzing) activity. Gene Ontology annotation, biological process: mitochondrial translation; glutaminyl-tRNAGln biosynthesis via transamidation. Lineage: Eukaryota; Viridiplantae; Streptophyta; Magnoliopsida; Lamiales; Acanthaceae. The record is from RefSeq and is a predicted model, not a curated record. Bases 302 to 1948 code for a protein of 548 amino acids.
UUUCGUAAUUUGAUUUUCGGCGUCGUCGUCCUCAAAGACGCCCAGUGCAGCUGGCUACGUUUGUCUUCUUCAGCAUCGUAUAGUAAACUUCUUCUGCAGUUUCAUGGAGGUUCUAUAGAAGAUAGAAGAGCGACAGAGAACCACUCGCAUCUCUCCGCCCUCACCUACGAUUGGUGAUUUAUCCUAAAAUUGGCGGGAGUAGCUCUUCCUUUUCCUGAUAUUCUUCUCCUGUGAUAGGUAUAGGUAUACCAUCAUGCUGGUUGAGGUCUGAAGUCAGAGGGAAAGUAUUACUGUAUACAUAAUGGCAUUGACAUUAUUGAACGGUAUAAGAUCAGGUUGCUUUCGGCUUUACCCAUCGGCAUAUGUUUCAAGAAAACGUGUUCUACAAUGUUGUAGUAUGGGUAGUGUGCAAGGACAAAUUACAACACAAGAGAAGAAGCUGGCUCAGUCGAAAGCUUCACCCAAAUUCGAAACUUUCAAAAUUGAAGAAGCAUUGAAAAACUAUGAAGCAGUAAUAGGAAUAGAAACUCAUGUUCAGCUCUCCACUCUUGCAAAGGCAUUUUGUAGCUGUCCAUAUAAUUACGGGGCGCAACCAAACACGGGCGUGUGUCCUGUUUGCAUGGGGUUGCCUGGAGCCUUGCCGGUUUUGAACUCCAAGGUCAUAGAGUAUGCAGUAAAACUCGGGCUUGCACUGAACUGUAAGCUCUCGCCUAAUUCAAAGUUUGACAGGAAACAAUACUUUUAUCCAGAUCUCCCGAAAGGCUAUCAGAUAUCACAAUUCGACAUUCCAAUUGCUAGUGGUGGUUAUAUUGAUGUUGAUCUACCAGUUGAGUUUGGGGGUGGGCAUAGGAAAUUUGGCAUAACCAGAGUUCACAUGGAAGAAGACGCCGGGAAGCUGCUUCACACUGGAAACUCAAGCUAUUCUCAGGUGGACUUGAAUCGAGCAGGAGUUCCAUUGCUUGAAAUUGUGUCUGAACCAGACAUGAGGACAGGAAUUGAAGCAGCGGAAUAUGCUGCAGAACUACAGAGAUUGGUCAGAUAUCUUGGGGUUAGUAAUGGAAAUAUGCAGGAAGGAUCUCUUCGCUGUGAUGUCAAUAUCUCUGUCCGGCCGAUUGGGCAGGAGAAGUUUGGCACAAAGGUUGAAAUAAAGAACUUGAACUCAUUCUCAUCAGUGGGUAGGGCCAUCGAUUUUGAGAUAUCUAGACAAGUGUUGCUUCACAGUCAAGGUCAGGCUGAUCAAAUUGUGCAGGAGACUCGUCUCUGGGAGGAGGGAGCUCAGAAAACAAUUACGAUGAGAAAGAAGGAAGGACUUUCUGAUUACCGUUACUUUCCAGAGCCUGAUCUUCCAGGGGUUGUUCUCAGUGAGGAGUACAUCAACAUUAUCCGUGACUCCUUACCUGAACUGCCUGAAAUGAAACGCCGGAGAUACGAGCAACUGGGAUUGAGCAUGCAGGAUGUUCUUUUUCUCACAAAUGAUGUCAAUGUUGCAGCAUUUUUUGAUGCGACGAUUGCAACAGGAGCUGAUGUAAAAGUGGUUGCUAAUUGGAUUAUGGGCGACAUUACUGCGCAUAUGAACAAUGAAAAGCUGAGCAUUAACGACAUUAAACUCACCCCUCAAGAAUUGGGAGAGCUCAUUUCUACAAUCAAAGGAGGAACCAUUAGCGGAAAGAUGGGCAAAGAGAUACUGUUUGAGUUAAUGGCGAAAGGAGGAACCGUACAAGGACUUAUAAAAGAAAAGGAUUUGAUUCAGAUUACAGACCCGGUUGAGAUUGAGAAAAUAAUCGAUAGCAUUCUUGCAAAGAAUCCAAAGCAGCUGGAGCAGUACCGUGGGGGGAAAACCAAGCUGCAAGGCUAUUUUGCCGGUCAGGUAAUGAAAGAAACAAAAGGCAAGGCAAAUCCGGGGCUUUUGAACAAAAUCCUCCUUGAAAAAUUGAAUUCGAAAAGCUAGCUGAAUGGAGGGAGGGAGGGUUGAUUCUAAUGAUUGAUUCAUUACUGUAAGUUGACUUGCCGAGAAUGUAUAGCUCAAAUGGUUGAGCUCUCCCUUACAUGUUUGAGGCUACAUCUUGCACGUCUGGAUGCUGUAGACUUGCACAAACAAUUCCAAAUUGGCAGUUCUGACUUAUGUGGUUCUGUAUUUUUUGGGUUGAACUACAAUUACUAUUAUUUCAAACUCCGACAUCUUUAGGUUUAUUUGUCACAUAUAAUUUAUCUAGUA